AUGUCUCCAAUUCAUCUGCCCCAGGCUCACCUCCAAAGGGCUACCUCUGUAUUCAGAGCCUUCCAGCUUUGGUUUCUUGGGUAUCCGCGGAUUUUGGAAUCCUUGCAGAAGAGCACCAGCUCAAAAAUCAGACCGGAAAUAAAACUCAUCAUCGAAGAUUGUCAAGUACUACGAGAAGAGGAUUACCAUAUAGGGAGAGUGGUUUUGGCAAGAAACCGAACCCUUCGCGAUAUCACAAUGGGAUUGAUAAACUCCCUCGAUGACGGCGACAUUCUCAUCCUAUCGCUCCUAGCUUGGUACUUCCGUUCGCCGAAAGAUAUCCCCUCUCGCUACCUGCUCAAAUUUGCUGCGCAGCCAUUUCCAAUGAUAUAUGACAUUAUUCCAGAGCUCUAUCGGCGCUAUAUAAAAGAGAGUCGGCUGAUCUCGCGGAAGGUGUUUCGGAAAUCCGUCCUGAGAGUCUUGGGUUUCGUCCAGGACUGCGGUAUCAAACGACUUUAUACCUAUUAA
Molecule: messenger RNA, 507 nt
Organism: Penicillium verhagenii
Lineage: Eukaryota; Fungi; Ascomycota; Eurotiomycetes; Eurotiales; Aspergillaceae
Exons: 2
Coding region: 1-507 (168 amino acids)
Source: RefSeq, a predicted model, not a curated record